GAAAUCAUGGACGGCAAGAACUCCUCCGGCCGCCGAAUUUCUCUCUUGAACGACAGCGCAGCAGAACCUCAGCUCCCCAUCCGCAUCCCCUCCAUCCCGCCCUCCCUGCGCUCAAGGACCUCCAGCUACACCUCCUCUCCCAUCGGUUCCCCCGCUACGCCCCAGCUAGUGCGCAGCAACUCGACCGACUCGGCAGGCACCAUGCAAACACCAUCCCCCAUCACGCCUGAGUUCAACUUCGACGGCCUCCCACCCCAGAGCCUCAACUCGCCCGUCUUCACCCAGAACAGCUUCUUCCCAACGCAAAAGGACCUGGUUUCCGCCUACCCUCCCCUCUCCCAGAACACAGGCCCGCUGCCCUACCCCAACAACAACAACCUGCAGCAGAACUACUUCAGACCUCAACCGCCACAGGAGAGCCACAAUGGCGCCGCCUCUGCGAACCCCCGCUCUAAGAAGAACAGCUAUCCUUGUCCGGUUGCCAAGCAGUACAACUGCGGCGACCACUUCACAACCUCUGGCCACGCCGCACGGCACGCGAAGAAGCACACGGGCAAGAAGGACGCCUUCUGCCCCGAGUGCAACAAGGCCUUCACCCGCAAAGACAACAUGGAGCAGCACCGCCGGACACACCAGAGCGGCCGCAACGUCGCAGGCAAGGGCACCGACAACAGCAUCAAGAAGGCCAAGGCCCAGGUGAAGCGGCCAAAACCCGCGCCACUGCAAUCGAAUCUGCCAUCGCUCUCCGGUCUGUCCAUGAUGGACCCCGCACUGCCCAUCAGCCCAUCCCAAAGCUUCAUGGCACCCGCUGUCCAACCUGCUGACUCAUUCGCCGACUACACCCAACGAUCACCCUACCCCGACCCCUCCCAGUACGCCUUGACUCACGGCUUCAAUCCCGGCUCAUCGUAUGGUCUGGACGCCCUGGCCAUCGCUGCAUCCGGAGAAAAGCGCAAGUACGAGGCCUAG
Messenger RNA from Paraphaeosphaeria sporulosa, 969 nucleotides. RefSeq lists its product as uncharacterized. Gene Ontology annotation, cellular component: transcription regulator complex; PcG protein complex. The record is from RefSeq and is a predicted model, not a curated record. The transcript has a single exon. Gene Ontology annotation, biological process: regulation of transcription by RNA polymerase II. Lineage: Eukaryota; Fungi; Ascomycota; Dothideomycetes; Pleosporales; Didymosphaeriaceae. The annotation marks the transcript as partial. Gene Ontology annotation, molecular function: DNA-binding transcription factor activity, RNA polymerase II-specific; RNA polymerase II cis-regulatory region sequence-specific DNA binding.